Centropristis striata (black sea bass) is the source of this 1635-nucleotide messenger RNA. It is a transcript of the gene pycr1b, whose product is annotated as pyrroline-5-carboxylate reductase 1b. Bases 188 to 1159 code for a protein of 323 amino acids. The transcript has 9 exons. Gene Ontology annotation, biological process: L-proline biosynthetic process. NCBI's taxonomy places the organism in Eukaryota, Metazoa, Chordata, Actinopteri, Perciformes, Serranidae. Gene Ontology annotation, molecular function: pyrroline-5-carboxylate reductase activity. The record is from RefSeq and is a predicted model, not a curated record.
CAUGGGCGUUGAGUAAAGCGGUAGCCACGUUGACACAAAAGUAGUGUUUUCUGUCUGUUUUCUCACGCCGAAACAGAACCGACACGUCGUCAACGGACACCUGUCAAGGUAGAAACCUCUACUGGAACAUUUAGGAGAAGCUUUCUCACUGUUCUGACAGGUCAAAGACGCCGCAGCUUCUGACAGGAUGAGCGUGGGAUUCAUUGGAGCGGGCCAGCUGGCUCACGCACUGGUGAAAGGCUUCACGGCUGCAGGUGUGAUUGCAACACAGCGGAUCACAGCCAGCUCCCCAGACACAGACCUGCCCACUGUGGCAGGACUGAGGAAAAUGGGGGUGAACCUGACAACGAGCAACAAAGAGACGGUCAGUAAGAGCGACGUGCUCUUCCUGGCGGUGAAACCUCACAUCAUCCCCUUCGUUCUGGACGAGAUCGGGCCGGACAUCGAGGACCGCCAUCUCAUCGUCUCCUGUGCUGCAGGUGUCACCAUCAGCUCCAUAGAGAAGAAGCUGCUUCAGUACCGUUCAACUCCUAAAGUCAUGAGGUGUAUGACGAAUACUCCAGUGGUGGUGAGAGAGGGAGCCACAGUGUACGCCACAGGGACACAUGCAGAGGUGGAAGACGGCAAGUUGCUGGAGCAGCUGAUGGCCAGUGUGGGUUUCUGCACGGAGGUGGAGGAGGACCUGAUUGAUGCUGUGACCGGGCUGAGUGGCAGUGGACCUGCAUACGCGUUCACAGCCCUGGAUGCUCUCGCAGACGGAGGAGUGAAGAUGGGUCUGCCCAGAAGACUGGCGGUCCGACUGGGAGCUCAGGCUCUAUUGGGAGCAGCUAAGAUGCUGCUGGACUCGGAGCAGCACCCCGGACAGCUGAAGGACAACGUGUGCUCACCAGGGGGCGCCACCAUCCACGCCCUGCACGUCAUGGAGAGCGGCGGCUUCCGCAGCCUCCUGAUCAACGCCGUGGAGGCUUCAUGCAUCAGGACACGGGAGCUGCAGUAUCUGGCGGACCAGGAGCGAAUCUCUCCAGCAGCCAUUAAGAAAACCACCCUGGACAAGGUGCUGCAGCAGCCCGGAGUCACAGUCAGCGGAGUGGGUAAUGGGAACGGCAGAUCAGGGCUCAGCCUGUUCAAUCGUGGCCCCGGGAUCAAGAAGAAGAACUGAGAGGACCGAGGCAGACACACACACACACCAACGCAUCAUCACAGCUUUAAGGGGACCAGUGUGUACGCAGGUGGACACACCUAUCCUCCACAGCUGGACCGGUCUGAAAUAACAUCCAAAUCACUUCACAUAAACUGCCAAAAUAAUUUAUUCAUACUUGAGUUACAUGUGGCGAGUGGACCGCCACUCUACACACAAAGCACAGGUGCAUUCUGGGUGCGUUGCCCACAGUUAUAGCCUUAUGGUGUGAUGCAGGAUUACUGUCAACACAUACACACAUCCAGAUACACACGGAAGAGCAAAAGUGCAUUUACAAUCUGUUGUCUGUCUGUGUGUGAGCUCCAGAAUAUCUGUGGCUGUUAAACAGUAAUGACCCAGUGGGCCAUCAUGGGAUCCUGGUACACCAGGCAACAGAUGGCUGCUGGGAGACCAUCAAGCUCUUAAUGUUUGUCUCAAAUGUCUUUUUUUUUUUUUUU